GUUCUCCCAGCUCCUCCAUCAUCGUCUCGUCUCUCUCCUCCAUCUUGUCCCUUCCAAUCGCCCUCACUCUCCUCUCCGCUCCGCUCACCAUCUCCCGCACUCUCCUCCAUAAUCACCGCCACAAUGGCUGUCCUGAGCCGAUUGGCCCUCACGGCCUCGUUUGCUCUCGGCGCCUCGGCCGCUGGGCUCGGCGGAUCCUGGCAGCAGAGCCCGCUGACGUCGCCCUCGUCGCUCUCAUCGUCGCACGGCUCGAAGCCGCUGAUUAGCACCGAGGCCCUGCAAGAGGCCAUCAGCAUCGACGCUCUCGUGAAGCGCGCCGAAAAGUUCUACAAGUUUGCCCAGACCUCGGAGGAGGACUACGGCCACCCGACCCGAGUCAUUGGCAGUUCUGGCCACGAGAGGACUCUCAACUACAUUGUCAACACUCUGCUCGACCAAGGCGAUUAUUACAACAUCUCUACCCAGGAAUUCCCGGUGACGCUGAGCAAUGUCUUCGAGUCCCAGCUUGUUCUCGGCAGCAGCGUAUCGAAGAGUGCUGUUCCUAUGGGCUUGACACCGGCAACCAAGGACAGAGAGCCUGUCCAUGGCCAGUUGGUGCUCGUAAACAACGACGGCUGCCAUGACUCCGAUUACCCUGCCAACGUCAAGGGCAAUAUUGCCUUCAUCCGCCGAGGAGCUUGCGCCUUUGGCGACAAGUCCAUCGGGGCUGGAAAGGCGGGCGCCAAGGCUGCGGUCAUCUACAAUACCGACCCCGAGGAGCUCCACGGUACGCUGGGCGAGCCAACCAAAUAUCACGUUGCGACUUUCGGCAUCGACGGUGUGGAGGGCAACGAGUUUGCCAAGAAGCUUGCCAAGGGCGAAUCCGUCAGUUCAAUUGCCUACAUCGACGCCGAGGUCAAACAGAUCCAGACGGUCAAUGUCCUGGCGCAGACGGACGAGGGAGAUCCAGACAACUGCGUCAUGCUUGGUGGCCACAGUGACGGCGUUGCCGAGGGCCCCGGUAUCAACGACGAUGGCUCUGGCAGCAUGUCUGUCCUCGAGGUUGCUGUCCAGCUGACCAAAUUCAAGGUGAACAACUGCGUCCGCUUUGCCUGGUGGGCCGCCGAGGAGGAGGGUCUCCUGGGAUCCGACUUUUACGCUGCCAGCCUGUCCGAGGAAGAGAACCAGAAGAUUCGCCUCUUCAUGGACUACGAUAUGAUGGCCAGCCCCAACUUUGCCUACCAAAUCUACAACGCUACCAACGCAGAGAGUCCUGCCGGCUCCGAGGAACUGCGAGACCUCUACGUCGACUGGUACAAGUCCCAGGGUCUCAACUAUACCUUUAUUCCCUUUGACGGCCGUAGCGACUACGACGGCUUCAUCCGCGCCGGCAUUCCUGCUGGUGGAAUUGCCACUGGUGCGGAAGCUGUGAAGACAAAGGAGGAGGAAGAAAUGUUUGGCGGCCAUGCCGGACAGUGGCUUGACCCCUGCUACCACCAGAUCUGCGACGACCUGGGCAACCUGAACCACACUGCAUGGGAGGUGAACACCAAACUUAUUGCUCACUCUGUCGCUACCUACGCUCUUUCCUUUGAGGGAUUCCCCAAGCGUGAGCAGGAGUCCAAGAUUAGCUCCUACAGCGAGACGAUCAAGCAGCACGGUCCCAAGGCAAUCAUGUAAACGGGAGUUUAAUCUCAUUUCGCGUCUUACUUACAAAUGUGCGACUAUAUUCGAGGGGAUAGAACAGGGCAUGGGAGAUUUGGAUAUUGUAAUAUUUUACUUGGCUACACGGUAGACUUGGUCGUAAUAGCGGGCAUACCUGAGAACUAAUUCAAGUUAUUGAUAACUCAUAUACACACACAAAAAAAAAAGAAAGUUCCUUUGCCAUCGAGUUUCAUACCACUUUAAUUCAGAUUAGGAACGGUAAAUUGCGGAAAACUGAGGAAGCAGAAAAAAUAUAUAGAUAGAUGCAGAUAUAUGUAUAACGCAGAAAAAAGUAUAAAAAGACAAUUUCCAAUGUUUCCCUCAAU
Trichoderma asperellum CBS 433.97 is the source of this 2009-nucleotide messenger RNA. RefSeq lists its product as uncharacterized. Gene Ontology annotation, molecular function: aminopeptidase activity; metalloexopeptidase activity. NCBI's taxonomy places the organism in Eukaryota, Fungi, Ascomycota, Sordariomycetes, Hypocreales, Hypocreaceae. The record is from RefSeq and is a predicted model, not a curated record. Gene Ontology annotation, biological process: proteolysis.